AUGCGAUCUUUACCAGCAAAACGGAAUCCGUUGGUUGCGCCUGGCGCGGCGCCGUCCUAUGAAGAAUUGGUCACCCGCAGGCGGCUCGGCAAGACAAAGUUGACUGUUAAGCCUGGGCAAGUAGGGACCUCGAACGCGACCAAGGCGGAGAACCUGGGCCCCUUCGAGUAUGCACACCUCCGGGCUCCUCUACCAGACGACCUCACUGGUUCCGAGAUCUUUUCGACUCAGCAGAAUCAACCUCACCCAGAAGGAUACUUUCUGAUGAGGAGAAGCAAGGACGGUUUCGUGAGCGCGACUGGCAUGUUCAAGAUCGCAUUUCCCUGGGCAAGUCAUGCGGAAGAAAAGGAAGAGCGCGACUACCUUAGGAGUCUCCAUGCCACUAGCCAGGACGAGGUCGCAGGCAAUAUCUGGGUAGCUCCGGAGUUUGCUCUCCAACUUGCUGCGGAUUAUGGACUGAUGGAGUGGAUUCGUGCGCUACUCGAUCCAGCCGAGAUGUCGCAGACACCUUCAAGCUCCAAAAAACCCAUUGCUGCGCCUCCCAAGUUUGAGUUACCGGCGGGCAAGACCAAGCUACCACCUCCUACCAAGACGCCUCGUUCGAGAGCCACAAGGUCAGCUUCUCCGAGCAAGGCAGCAAGUCCAACGAAAGCCAAAUCCUCCCCACGAAAGAGACAAACCAAGGCCCAGAAGGAAGCCAACAUCGCCAACGCAAAUGCUGCAAGCGCAACUCUGCAGUCGGCGCUGGAUGAUGCAGCCUCUGUUGCACACGGGAGCACCAAGACUGACUCGCCGGCCCUGCCCACUGAAUCAGUUUCUGACGAGGAUUUGGUCAAGGUUCAAGUGGAUCAAAAGGUUGAGGUUGAUGGUACCACAGAGACCACGCAAACGAAUGUGACGGUCGAGCUACCGCCAGGAUCGCCAGAACUGUCUCUACCUGAGGAUCCAGAAAAGAUACUGGAGACUGCGAGAAAGAUGGUAGAGGAAGCCAAAACUUUGGAAGGAUCCCCGAAGUUCUCCAAGAAGCGGAAGGCCCAAGCGCUUGAGCCGUCUGAUGUCGAUGCAGAACUGCCUGUGCAACCAACAAAAAAGGCCAGGAUCUUGGAGGAGAAGUUGAAGAGGGAGAAGGUGAGGAAUAGGGCAGUAUUAGGUGUGACGGCGACAUUGGCGAUCGCGUAA
Molecule: messenger RNA, 1179 nt
Organism: Capronia epimyces CBS 606.96
Lineage: Eukaryota; Fungi; Ascomycota; Eurotiomycetes; Chaetothyriales; Herpotrichiellaceae
Exons: 4
Coding region: 1-1179 (392 amino acids)
Biological process (GO): mitotic telomere tethering at nuclear periphery; meiotic attachment of telomere to nuclear envelope
Cellular component (GO): nuclear membrane complex Bqt3-Bqt4
Molecular function (GO): DNA binding
Source: RefSeq, a predicted model, not a curated record